AUGGGCACUUCAAUAUCAACUUUACACAAAAAUAAUAAUAAAAUACCUCUCACAGAAACUGACGAUACCUGUCACUUAGAAACAAGCAAAGAAGAUGAGAAUUCGGCAUCAAGAUCUGAUGUUCGUGAAUACGUUGGGACACGAAAACUUGAUAAAAAAGUAAAGUGCACGCUCUCAUUAGAUAAUGAUGAAGCUGAUAGGCAGACGAUGCAGCAUUUUAUAUAUCGUCAUCUUUGGGAAGGAAACUUUUCCGCGCCUGUGAAUGAGAUAUUAACAGAUGGUGCUCGGAUUCUGGACGUUGGAUGUGGCUCCGGAACUUUCUUACUGGAUAUGGCAACAGAAUUUCCAAAUUCUCAUUUCAUAGGUAUCGAUGUCUCCUCAAACUUUCCUAAGGAAAUCAAACCUGCCAACCUCGAUUUCUUCCAGUCAGACAUUCUCGAGGGCCUACCAUUUAGAGACGGCUUAUUCGAUUUUGUGUACAUCAGAUUUAUGGAAUUUGAUAUAAAAAAGGAUGAUUGGCCGAAGAUAUUUUUGGAGGUUGCAAGGGUACUGAAACCGGGUGGUUACAUCGAGAUCAUGGAGAAAAAUUAUACAUUAAUAAACGAACCGCCUUCGAGUACAAUAAUUCGAGAACGAUUUUAUAAGUUCAUGAAAGAGAAGUACAGAGUCGAACAUGAUCUCGGAAAUACGAUUGAUCAGAUGAAAAAAUCACUGAAUUUUACGGACAUUCAACACGAGGCUCGAGAGCUUCCGGUCGGCAGCUGGGGAGGGAACCUGGGUAAAGGUGUUGAGACUACGUAUCACUGGCAUAUUAUGAGCUUAAGAAAAUUACUGUUUUCACAAGACAUAAGCGAUGAGGAAUUUAAAAAGGAAGUUGAUAACUGCAUGGCAGACCUCGAUAAAUAUAAGCCUAGAGAGAUUAGUUAUCGCUAUUGGGCGAAGAAAGUACAGAAUAAUUAA
This is a messenger RNA of Acaulospora morrowiae, 960 nucleotides long. The record is from the annotation of a GenBank genome assembly. Lineage: Eukaryota; Fungi; Glomeromycota; Glomeromycetes; Diversisporales; Acaulosporaceae.